Molecule: messenger RNA, 3669 nt
Organism: Hemibagrus wyckioides
Lineage: Eukaryota; Metazoa; Chordata; Actinopteri; Siluriformes; Bagridae
Gene: rnf145b
Product: ring finger protein 145b
Exons: 11
Coding region: 187-2172 (661 amino acids)
Cellular component (GO): endomembrane system; endoplasmic reticulum
Molecular function (GO): zinc ion binding; ubiquitin protein ligase activity
Source: RefSeq, a predicted model, not a curated record
CGCAGUGCGAAGGAACUUUUGUAAUGGCUGCCAGAUAGUAUGAGUGAGACUCGAUGUCUUAUAGUUUCCUGGAAAAAAACUUUGACCGUUAUCAUUAAAUAAACCGCGUUAAAAUGGUGUAUGUCUGUACAGAGACAUACAAGAAGACUGUACUGAACGUUGAUAAAGUGAACUGAUCUGGUGGCCAUGGCAGUGUGGGACCGUUUGGAGGCUGUGUUGAAUGUGGGCCUCCGGGUGCCCAGCAUCAUGCUGCUGGAGGUGCUGUACCGCUGGGAUGUCAGCUCCUUUUUUCAGAAGAUCCAGAGGAGCAGCUUGAACAACAACCCCUUCUUUCAAUACAAGUACCUGGCUCUGUACCUGCACUAUUUAGGCUAUAUCCUUAGCUUGGUAUUGCUGACUCUACCACGGCAGCAUUUGGUGCGCCUCUACCUGUACGUGCUCACCGCUUUGCUGCUAUUCGCCGGACACCAGCUCUCCAGGGAUUAUGUUUGUAGUGAGCUGGACUCUGGCUAUGAAGGACCUCUGUACCUGGAUCCACUCUCCAUGAACCGAUUUACCACAGCUCUAAUUGGUCAACUGGUGGUGUGUACACUGUGCUCCUGUGUGAUGCAGACGAAACAGAUCUGGCUGUUUUCAGCUCACCUCCUACCCCUGGUGGCUCGUCUCUGCCUUGUCCCCUUGGAAACUAUUGUCUUUGUUAACCGUUUUGCCAUGAUCUUCACUGGGCUUGAGGUGAUCUACUUCCUUGCAUCUAACCUGCUGGUACCCUACAACUUGGCCAAGAAUGCUUACCGGGAGCUUGCACAGGUGGUGGAGGUGUAUGGGCUCCUAGCUCUGGGCAUGUCUUUGUGGAAUCAGCUUGUCUUGCCCAUGCUCUUCAUGUGCUUCUGGUUGGUGCUCUUCACGCUGCAGAUCUACACAUACUUCAGCACAAGGGACCAAACUCCCUCACGCGAGAGAUUGCUCUUCCUCUUCCUAACCAGCAUUGCAGAGUGCUGUUGUACUCCAUACUCACUGUUGGGGCUGGUCUUCACUGUGUCUUUUGUGGCGCUGGGCGUCCUCACACUCUGCAAGUUCUACCUACAAGGGUACCGAGCCUUUAUGAAUGACAAUGCCAUGCACAGGGGAAUGACAGAAGGAAUCACUUUGCUGAUUCUCUCUGUUCAGACAGGGCUAAUUGAGCUUCAGGUAAUCCACCGGGCCUUUCUCCUGAGCAUCAUCCUCUUUAUUGUUGUGGCAUCUAUUUUGCAAUCCAUGCUGGAGAUUGCUGACCCCAUAGUGCUGGCACUGGGGGCUUCCAGGGACAAGAGUUUGUGGAAGCACUUCCGAGCAGUGAGUCUUUGUCUAUUCUUGCUGAUCUUUCCUGCCUACAUGGUAUACAUGAUCUGCCAGUUCUUUCAUAUGGACUUCUGGCUGCUCAUCAUCAUCUCCUCCAGCAUCCUUACCUCACUGCAGGUGCUUGGCACGCUGCUCAUCUAUGUGCUCUUCAUGGUGGAGGAGCUACGCAAGGUUCCGAUUGAGAACAUGGAUGAGGUCAUGUAUUUUGUAAAUGGCACCUAUAGACUGCUGGAGUUUGUGGUAGCACUCUUUGUGGUGGCCUACGGCAUAUGUGAGACCCUGUUUGGACAGUGGAGCGUGAUGGGUUCCACCAUCAUACUGCUGCACGCCUACUACAAUGUGUGGCUGCGGGCGCAGCUUGGCUGGCAGAGCUUCCUGUUGCGUCGUGAUGCUGUACACAAGAUUCAGAGCUUGCCCACGGCCUCGACACAACAAUUACAGCAGUACAAUGAUAUCUGUGCCAUCUGCUAUCAGGACAUGAAGUCAGCAAUCAUCACACCUUGCGGUCACUUUUUCCAUGCAGGCUGCCUGAAAAAGUGGCUGUAUGUGCAGGAGUCCUGCCCCCUUUGCCAUGGCCCUCUCAAAAGCCAAUCACCAUCCGCCAGCACUUCUGCCCCAGCUCCUCCUGACACAUCACCAAAUGCAGAACCGCAAGAUUUAGCAGCCAUAGAAGAGGCAACACAAGCUAGAGAGGCUUUGCAAAAUGUUGCAACCCAAUCAAAUCUACAAAGUUCAGAAGAGCCAGACCUAAAAAGUGCCAGGGUUCAAGAAGAAUCCUGCAAAUGUGAAUCAAAAGUGGAUAAUGAAAACAUGGAAGAAGCUAGUAGAGGCUAGGUAAACAAGCUCCAAAUUACAAGUGUCCCUUCAUCCCCUUAAGCAGAGCUGUGCUCUGUUAUUUUUUUUCAGUGGUGACUUCAGAUUUAUCACAGUCGCACUGCAAUGCUGCCAAUGUUAAGUCGUCUUAUAAGAGGGCUUAUAAGAGUCCUGGAGAUGUCUGAAAAAGACGCACCCAACUUUUUCCCAUUUCAUACAUACAUAUGACUGUUAUAAUCCAUUGAAGGAAUCAUUUUUGGGUGCUAGUGUAGUAUUUCUGUUUUUUCCUCUUCUGUCUAAUUGAUAUUUAAUUCCACAUCAGAGUGGAUUUAUGUUGGAUUUUUUGACAAUUUGCCAAAUUUCUGUAAACAGGGUGUUCAAAUGGUCCAUAAUUUUCUAUUGCACUACAAAUGAGCCACAAUCUUUAUUUCAAGAUUUCUUAAACAUUCUAAAGAAAAUUCUAAAUUACAAUUUUGAAAUUUUACAUUUAAAUUGUUUAAUGUAAAUAUGACAUUUUGGACUGAUUUUGGACAGAUGUCCUCCAACCCCAAAUGUUCAAUUUGGAUGCUCAAGACAUGCAGGGUAAGACAGUUCUUCACAGUAUGUUUUACCUGUAUUAUCCACAGAAGCAAGCACUGGCAAAUUUAUGUUGAAAAUAUUGCACUAGUUAGCUGCUUUUGAGCCAUCUUAGCUUCUUUCAUGUCUACCUUAAGGAGCCUCACAGCUUUAAAUAAUUACUUAAAUUAAUUAAAGAACAGGUAGAUAUAUUGUAGUAAUGAUGUCAUUUAUAUGUAGCUUGAUGCCAUGCCAUCCUGCUAUGAAUCUGUCCUAUAUGCUUCCAAGUCAGCUCUGUCUUUACCAGCAUGUAAUCCUCGUGAUUAUCAUGAGGUACAACCUCUUGAAUAAAUGUGUACGUUUAUGUUUAGGCAUAUGCUUACCUACAUAUGUAUAUCUAUACAGGUAUAAAAUAUUUAGAUGAGUUUUGUUUGAUAUGCCGAACAGUAUUGAAGCAGUAUCAACCGUUAUGACCUGGCAUUUGGGUUCGUGGGAACACUUCAGUGUCCUCUACAGGUAGAAGUGGGAUUGAGCCUAAAGAUGCAGAAUGGGGAUUUGCUGCUUCCUAAUGUCAGAUUGACAGUAUUAAAAUAUUUAGUGAAUUUGUGUAGAUGAAUACAUAUACAAUGUAUGAACACAAAAUACCACUGAAUCUGAUGGUUUGUGAUGUCUUAAUUUUGCACAUUUUUGAAUAUAAAUAAAUCAAUUGAAAGGUAUUUCAGUUUGAGUACAGUUUACUUUGUGCUUUGAUAGUGAACUGAAAAAAAAGAAAUACUAUCAAUACUAUAAAAAUACUAUUUUUUAUUGUUGUAUUUUUUGUCAAACAACUAGUUUUUCCUUAUAUGCUUUAAUUAGAAUAAUAUAAGAUUACUUGAAAUACCUAACCAAAGAAUUAUUUUCAUGGAACUUUGGCAUUACUGUUUAUUGCUUACUUGAAAACUUGUAUUUGUAAAUCUGCAUAUU